UGUCCCUAGGAGCUGAAGGUUGCUCGUUAUCAGUAACGGGGGAAACGUCGUGGCAACUUAUAUGGAGCGGACGCUGCGACUCCACGUGUUGCUUUAAUUAACACAACAUAACCCUUAUCGAUUAAAUAUUAGUCCUACUAUCUUAUACUGCGUAGAGGGCUGGACUGCGAUCGCUUUGGACCUCAUGGCCUUUUUUGGUCUGACAUCGCUUGGUCCACAAGACCCUAUUCGCGAAGCGAAGAAAACCAACCAUGAGUAUGUAUUCCAUAACUUCCCUUUGGAUCACUAUGUGGAAGUAUUCAACAAAUACCUUAUUGGAGACUCAGACAUCUCUGUCACGCUGGAGGUCAACGGGGACUCUCACAUAGUGCGAGCCAAGCUCGGGGACAUGCUGAAGGACGUCCUGGGUCGCCAGCCGCGGAAACAUGAAGUGGACAGCUGGUUCACGUACCUGGACUUCGACCGGUCGGGUGUCAUGGGGCUAGACGAGUACAUCAAGGGCGUGGAGCGGCUGCAGGAGUUCAGCGCCGGUGCCCCGACCAACGCCACCUACACCUCGUACGACACGCAACGAGUGGAGUGGAUCCACCACACACGUGUGGGGUACGAGCCGCAGCAAACCCUCCGCGGCCCCAUGCUCACAUCGCAAGAGGUCGGGUGGCAUGCGCCCAAGUUGACGCCCCCCGAGGCUCAAGUUCGGAGAACGCUAGGCAGCACGGAUGUGACGCAGUGCGAGGGACGUGAUGCGGCAUCAUACUAUGGCCACUUCAUUUGCGGAAAAUGAGGAAUGACCGGCUUAGCUUUCUUAGGACUGCUGUGUAUUUGCUUUUCCAGACGUAAAUGAGCUUGGGGGGAUUAGGUAUGGGAGCAUGCGGCCUAUCAUUGGCGUGUCCUCUGGCACUGGGGUGCUAAACACAAGGAGAGCUUGCGGAUCGUGCGUAGCCACACGUGCCUGGAAAAGCUGCUCCAGGUUCCCUUGCCUUUCUGCUUGUAUGCGUACCGGUACUUGAACUGUUCGUGAUAGUGUCAAGGCCUCCCAAACCCUGCACAGCAGGUGUGCAUGGGCUGGGCAGGUGUUGUAGCAGGCAUGUGGAGUGGCUAAGCAAUGUGUUGUCAUGCAUAGGUAGUUUACAGGUUGGGAUAGCUAGCUAGAUGUGUCGUUUACAACAUGCAUCAUUGCCGUACCGUUUGUACGCAUGACCAGUGCUGACUCAAACCGGAAUCAAUUGUGACCCAGCUGCGCACGGGGCGGCCCGCCGCGUGCAGGUCUGGGAUGUGCAUGGCUGCAACCUGCAGCGCGUUAUGGUGCAUCAUCACAGCAUCACAGCUUCUGAACUAGUGUCCAAACGACCGCGAGAGUACGGUAACACGCCGUCCGGACUUGAAAAACACACGGGUCUACGAGGUCGUCGGAGGCCCAGUCCGUGUAUGGCGUUGUUCUAUUGGGGCACGUGUGGUCUCCAGACUGUAAUGCCUAACUAUUUC
Messenger RNA from Astrephomene gubernaculifera, 1485 nucleotides. NCBI's taxonomy places the organism in Eukaryota, Viridiplantae, Chlorophyta, Chlorophyceae, Chlamydomonadales, Astrephomenaceae. The record is from the annotation of a GenBank genome assembly.